Messenger RNA from Pelodiscus sinensis (Chinese soft-shelled turtle), 1830 nucleotides. The record is from RefSeq and is a predicted model, not a curated record. Lineage: Eukaryota; Metazoa; Chordata; Testudines; Trionychidae.
AUGAUAUAAUUAAAUUGAAUAAGAAAGAAGAGAGAAAGCAGUACUCCCCCCAAAUGAAGAGAAGGUUUCAACAGACUGGAACUUGGCAAUUCAAGAUGUGGGGGACCAGAUGGGGAAUCCAACAGCAGACAGGUUUCGGUAAGAACCGUUUGGGACGCAGAAGGAGAGUAACAGGGAGGAAACGGCCAUAUGGAGUUAUAACUGGCUUGGCAGCCAGGAAAGUACUAGGUUCACGUGGAGGGAUAAGUCCUCUGAACAGACAACCACUUAGUGAGAAGCGAAACUACCCAGUUUUGAAAAGGAAAACAACCCUUCAAAGGCAGUUUGAAUUGCAGAGAAAACAAAUGCCAGCUCUCAGGAGGCCUGUCCCAUUAAACAGGAGGAGUAAUAUACCAUCCGCUUUUGCCAGAAUUGGAAAUAAACUAAGCCAGCAGAAAGACAUGCGUCAAGCAACAUUCCUCUUCAGGAGGGGUCUGAAGGUGCAGGCACAAGUGCAGCCGGUAGAAGAACUUCUAGAUAAUCAGGCAACAAAGAGGUCUCGCCAAUGGCGAACUUCCACUACAAACGGAGGAAUUCUGACUGUAUCUAUUGACAACCCUGGAGCAACUCCAUCCCCAAUUUCUCAGAAGCCACGAUUAACUCAUAUUCCUAUGCCACCAUUUCUAAUGAAGAGGGACCAACCAGAAGAGAAGAAAAUUCCCAAAGGAGUUACAUUGCAGUUUGAUAUCAACAGUGUUGGAAAACAGACUGGAAUUACUUUGAAUGAGCGCUUUGGGAUCCUCAAGGAACAAAGAACAGCCCUGUCUCAGAACAAAGGAAGCCGUUUUGUAACAGUGGGUUAGAGGCUUUCGAAAGGACAUAUACAUAAAGACUCCACUGAUCUGAGAAACUGGGAUGAAAGUGCACAGAAGAGUAUCGCAUAUGUCACUGAUGUUCUCCAGACUUUUUGUUAAGAUGCAGACACAAUUAAAUAUCCUAUUGAUUUUACUUUUAUUAGUAAAAAGACAUGAUGACCCAGGCAAAAAUGGGAAAAACUGAUCUGCUUGGUAAGUGGUGUCAUGUCGUGAUCUAAACAAAUUUCUGUAACCCCAGCUGGUGAUUAAGGCAGGGGAUUUAUUUUAGUUUCCCUCACUGCCAAAGUACAGAUGGAAGGCAAAAAUUAACUAUUUUUGUGGCAUUCAGCAUCUGCUCCUCAAUCCCUGCUAUAGUGAGGCUCGUGUCUACGUUUCCAUUACAAAUCUUUCUUUUUGGAGGGGCGGAGACUGUCAGAAAACUUCCCUGCAGAUGGCAGUUUGGCAUAAAGCCUGAGUUUGAGAGUUUAUUUUUGUUCAAGACAUAACUGCCUCUUUCUCUUUCAUAGGGGUUUGGUUGGAAUUCUUUAUGCUUUUGACAAGUUAUUUUUUCUUCCUUAGAGACUAAAUUUUUGGCAUCCUCAUUUGAAAAAGUAAAACUAUUGUCAGAAAGAUGAGAUACUUAAUAAGUAUGAAGAGUAUACUACCCAUCCUUAAAAUUGGUCCCUCCAAGGCAGGGUUUAGGUAUAUUGGUUGGGCAGUAUUAGAGAAGCUUGUACUGCAGAUGUUUAUAUUGUAUCUGCUCUCUCAGUAAAUGCAACUUUCAGUCUCCUACAUUUUGUUUAAACUCUGCCCUUCUGUUCCCUUUUUAGGCUUUUCACACAUUUAAUGCAAUAUGUUUGUGUUUGGUGUCCCUUUUUAUAAAGCUAAAUUCUGACUUUCAUACAAGAAAAUGCAACAUGCCAGGUUUCCUAACCGUCCCAGAAUCUAGACUUUUAACGUCAUAAACCUUGCCCCUAAAGGCUUUCCUUGGUCUUUU